AUGGCGACGUUCUUCGGCGCCCUGCUGCUCUACAUUGUACCGCCAGCGGGAAUCCUCUUCAUCUAUCUGCUUGCUUCGCUAUCGUUACUCUUUGGAAUGUGUCUGGGUUGGGCCUGGGGACUACUGACCAUGAAAGCUGCUCUGGCAGCACGGCCAGCCUCCCAGACGCAGGCUCUACUCCAGCAGUUGCAGCAGGAAGCCGCAGCGCAGGCGAAAGCGACUGGAGAAGAUCCCUCAUUUGUAGCUGAGAAGCUCAUACAUGAUGGCUUCAUGCUCGACGCACGCGUGACGGUGAUUUUCUACGUGUUGAUCUGUCUGUUCGUCUAUGCCAUGUCGCGAAUCCGCGUCGCGAACCCGAAAUUCGUCCUUGCACAGCUCUUUGGGAUAGUCGUGACGGACCUCUUUUUGCUAUUUGGGCCUACGCUCCCUUCGUUCACGCCAUUACUGGCUAAGGUCCUGGUUGAACCAGCCGCCAUUGGGAUUGGAAUUGGGGCUGUGUGCUGUCUCAUCUUCUUCCCGCAAUCCACAUCCUACGCUGUUCUCGCCAAGAUGGAGCAACUCGUCCGACUCGGGGAAUCACCGCUCCGAUCUACAAGGGGACGCCUCUCGAGGAGGACCUUGAACCUACAGAAACUUGAAGCUGAACGAACGCAGAUCAUUGGCACAUUCAAGGCCAUCGCCCCUGCUAUGGCGUUCCUUCCAUUGGAUCUCUCUCGUGGUCGCUGGGGUCCCCAUGACAUCAAGUCACUUAAUCAGCCGCUACGUCAAGUUAUGAUGGCGGGAUUGUCUCUCCUGGACUUUCAUAUUGAUCGUACAGCCCUGGAUCAGAGGCUGGAGAAACUGGAUAUGCAGCCAGAGAACGAGAACAUGCAGACGAAAGAAAAGGGUCUUCAUGAGGUCGGGCGGCGUCAGUUGCUGGAGACUGCCAACAUGAUGAACGCGUUGAAGGAUCCAGAGAACGGGGCGAUGCGGUCUAGUGCAUUGGACGCAAUGAGGGAAUCUACCUCUGCCGUACUGGAUUUGUGUUCGCAGUCGGUCAAUCUCAUCGCCGACAGCAUCCAUGCCGUAAACUCCACUCGAUGGUUUGCGCGAAACCAAAAGAUCAAGAUGGCCGAUCUUACUGACAGAGUGAAACAUACUCGAGGCACUCUAUCCUCGGCUCGAGCAACAUGUAUUACGAGAACGACUCAGCAGUUGAUCGACAGCCAUGCGGACCUGUUCGAGGAGAAUGGAGAGCUUAAAAGCCCAGAGGAACUCGGUUCCUACUCUCUGCGAGGAAUCAUCCUUGGAAUGGUUGUAGAAGAACGGAUCAUCGCAUUAGCGGAGGCAACAGAAACCCUCCUGGACCAUCUGCACUGUCUUCUGCAGACCCGCCCCGACAAUAAAUUCUGGCUACCAUUUCGACUUCAAUACUGGCUAGCAUGGAUUGUGAACGGCCAUCAGAGGGUACCUGUGUCAGGCUUUUCUCCUGGGGCGAAUGACGACGACCCGGACGUGUUGGAGGAGCAGACGAAAGAAGCUCAUCGACAACUUCGUAUCAGCAGGGGAUACACAAGACCCGUGCAUCGAAACCAGAUACUCAAAACAUUUAUCAUGCUCUAUAAGUGGUUGACGAACCCCGGGGGCAUAGAAGGGCGUCUGGGGCAUUAUUACAGCUCAAACAACCCUUGUCGUGUACAUGGCGGACUUUACCUUUUCGGUGGUGUCUCGUGCGCUCGGGACAGUGCUGGGAGGAGUCUUGGGAAUGGUAGCAUGGUAUAUCGGCUCUGGGCAUGGAACAGGGAACGCAUACGGAAUGGCCGCCAUAACAGCAGCAAUGACGGUGGUCCUGAUGUGGUGGCGUCUGUUCCUCCCACAAGCCUUCAUAAUGGCAGCGAUUAUGAGUGGUGUGACAUUCGUUCUUGUUGUCGGCUUCAGCUACGAUGA
This is a messenger RNA of Aspergillus terreus NIH2624, 1926 nucleotides long. RefSeq lists its product as uncharacterized. NCBI's taxonomy places the organism in Eukaryota, Fungi, Ascomycota, Eurotiomycetes, Eurotiales, Aspergillaceae. The record is from RefSeq and is a predicted model, not a curated record. The transcript is spliced from 2 exons. The coding region runs from base 1 to 1926 and encodes 641 amino acids.